Molecule: messenger RNA, 6193 nt
Organism: Bufo gargarizans (Asiatic toad)
Lineage: Eukaryota; Metazoa; Chordata; Amphibia; Anura; Bufonidae
Gene: ACVR2A
Product: activin A receptor type 2A
Exons: 12
Coding region: 428-1993 (521 amino acids)
Biological process (GO): cellular response to growth factor stimulus; protein phosphorylation; activin receptor signaling pathway
Cellular component (GO): plasma membrane; activin receptor complex
Molecular function (GO): activin receptor activity; activin binding; ATP binding
Source: RefSeq, a predicted model, not a curated record
CGCCCUGACUGUUAGUCGCGGAGGAGGAGGCCAGAAAACAAAAACAAUCGUUCGGCGCCGCCAUCUUGGCCCGGGCUCCGUGAAACUGAAUGGGCAGCGAUGAGAGGACUCGGCCUGAGGAGGAGGCGUCUUGUAGGCCGGACACGCAGCGCGGCCUCUGAGCGGCCUCACCGGAGCCAGUGACUGGGGACAGGCCUGUGACCGAGCACCGAGAGGAGACCUCCCUGAUCCCGUCCUCGCCUCUGCCUCCCUCUCCAGUGUCUGUGUUCUCGCCGCCACCCCCGGGACAUGGGGGCCCCGCUCUCCCGGCUGCUGCUGCUUCUCACUCUGCCCUCCGGUUGGUGACCCGGCGCCCGGCGGAGCUCCCCCUCCCCCUCUUAUUAUCACCCUGAUUAUUAUUGUACCGUGUGGAUCUAUCUCCGGAGCCAUGGGAGCCGCCACCAAGCUGGCCUUCGCGGUGUUCCUGAUCUCCUGCUCGUCAGGAGCCAUAUUGGGGAGAUCGGAGACCCAGGAGUGUAUCUUCUAUAACACCAGCUGGGAGAAGGAUAAGACGAAUCAUAGCGGCAUCGAGCGCUGUCUGGGAGACAACGACAAGAGGAAGCAUUGCUUCGCCACGUGGAAGAAUAACUCCGGCUCUAUAGAAAUCCUGAAGCAAGGCUGCUGGUUGGACGAUGUCAAUUGUUAUGACAGGGUCGACUGCAUGGAGAGAAAGGAGAACCCGGAUGUGUUUUUCUGUUGUUGUGAAGGCAGCAUUUGUAAUGAACGAUUCUUCCACUCCCCGGAGAUUGAGGUCACUCACCCCACCUUGAAUCCAGUUACUCCGAAGCCGCCCCUGUUCAAUACUUUGCUUUACACUCUGGUGCCUAUCAUGGGAUUUGCUGUCAUCAGUCUCAUCUCUUUCUGGAUGUAUCGUCAUCACAAACUGGCUUACCCUCCGGUGCUGGUUCCUACGCAGCACGCCUUUCACAUUAUGAUAGAGGAUCCGGGUCCUCCCCCGCCCUCUCCUCUGCUGGGGUUGAGGCCUCUGCAGUUGCUGGAGGUGAAGGCUCGAGGAAGGUUUGGUUGCGUGUGGAAAGCGCAGUUAUUAAGCGAACUGGUGGCUGUCAAGAUAUUCCCCAUUCAGGACAAGCUGUCUUGGCAGAACGAGUACGAGGUUUACAGCCUGCCCGGCAUGAAGCAUGAAAAUAUCCUGCAUUUCAUUGGCACGGAGAAGCGUGGUACCAACCUGGACACAGAUCUGUGGCUAAUAACCGCGUUCCACGAGAAGGGUUCGCUCACCGACUUUCUGAAGGCAAAUGUGGUCACUUGGAAUGAACUGUACCACAUUGCCGAAACGAUGGCCAGGGGUCUCGCUUACCUCCACGAAGACAUCCCAGGUCUCAAAGACGGCCAUAAACCCGCCAUAGCCCACAGGGAUAUCAAGAGCAAAAACAUACUCCUGAAAAACAACCUGACGGCGUGUAUAGCGGACUUUGGCCUUGCAUUAAAGUUCGAAGCGGGUAAAUCAGCUGGCGAUACUCAUGGCCAGGUGGGCACUAGGAGGUAUAUGGCUCCAGAGGUGCUAGAGGGCGCUAUAAAUUUCCAGAGAGACGCCUUCUUGAGGAUAGAUAUGUAUGCAUUCGGCCUAGUUCUUUGGGAGCUGGCGUCGCGCUGCACAGCGUCUGAUGGUCCUGUGGACGAGUACAUGUUACCGUUUGAAGAGGAGAUUGGGCAGCACCCGUCUUUGGAGGAUAUGCAGGAGGUGGUUGUACAUAAGAAGAAAAGACCCAUUUUAAGGGAAUGUUGGCAGAAGCAUGCAGGGCUGGCGAUGCUCUGCGAAACGAUAGAGGAGUGCUGGGAUCACGACGCAGAAGCGCGGUUAUCGGCGGGCUGUGUAGAGGAGCGGAUUAUCCAGAUGCAUAGACUUACAAAUAUUAUCACGACAGAGGACAUUGUCACAGUGGUCACCAUGGUGACCAACGUGGACUUCCCCCCCAAGGAAUCCAGUCUAUGAUACUUGCACUUGACCAACAGAACUCAGAGCUGCUAUAAGCUAAGGAAUUGACUUUGCCUCUUUUCGAAUGGGUUGGUCUUUUAUCGCAACAUCCCUCAGACAGGACGCACCAGACUUAUUUCAUUCCACGUGGCGGUUUUGCGAAAAAUAAAUAAACUGAAUAUGAAAGGAAUGAAUAAAAUAUGAAGAAACACGGACCUCUCUGGAUAAUCCGCUGACACCAGUUUUGUAAAUGUCAGAAGAGACUGAAACCUUGAGUGAACUACUGCUAUAAAUAUAUAUAUGUAUAAAUAUAUGUAUAUGUGUAUAUAUAUAUAUAUAUAUAUACAUACACACAUAUUCACAUAUGUGUAUAUAUAUUAUAUGAAUUUUUUUUUUUUAAAUCAAAGCAUUUCAUUUUCGGAUCUAAAAAAAAAAAGAAGAAAAAAAAGGGUAACUGUUUUUAUCGCAUUUGCUGUUGUGUUUCUAUCGAUGACUAUUGUAAUGCCAAUAUGACACAGCUUGUGAAUGUUCCCUGUGCUGCUGUUCUAUGUAAAGAAACCGAAAAAGAAAAAAAAUAUAUAUAUAAUUAUAAUUUUUUUUUUUAUUUUUUUUUUACGUGGGACAUUUUAAAGAGGCUUCCAGGCAUCCUUUAACCUCCCUCAACAAGCUAUACCUCAGUUCCACAGUCUCUAAAAAUUUAAAUUAUACAUUUGCAAAAAAGAAAAAAAAAAACACUAAGCAAUUUUAAUAAUAAAUUGAACCGUUUUAAAAAAAUAUAUAUAUAUCUAUAUAUCAGUGUAUCACGAUUUCGACGUGUUAUUUAAAAGGAAAGGAAAGCGUGCUUGGUGUUUAACCCAUCGGUUGCCUGUCCUCUCUCUCUGUCGCAUGGCUCGUGGAUACACAACCUGCUAGGAAAGGUUAAUGUUCACAGCAAAUAACCAUUCCUUAACGGUGUUUUUUUUUUUAGAAAAAAAAAUUAUAUAUAUAGAUUUUUCUUUUUUUAAAUCUAACGCCCUCCCCCCCACCUUAUGUAGGUAAAUCUUUACCUGCCAAUGUAUUUUAUAGGUUUGCUGUGUCUGAGGAAUUAUUGAAAAUAGAAGCAUGUGAUUUUUUUUUUUUAUUAUUAUUUUAAACAAAAAGUUUAUUUUUAUUUUUUUUUGUAAGCUCUUAACACUGGAACACUCAAGUUCUUCUCUUUUAUUUUUUUUUAUUUUUUUUAUUUUAUUUUAAUUAUUAUUUAUGUUGUAUGUCUGUUCAGCGAGCGGUCGGCGGGGCAGUUUCCGGUUCUCCUCAGGAAGUUUUCACGACCCAGAAUUCCUCACUUAUGCUUUUCAGAAAUUGCAAUCACGCCGUGCCAUCUUGUCAGAGCAGCAGGGGAAAUCUGUCGUCCGUCAGUCGAAUCCCCGAUUUCCCCGCCCCCCCCCCCCUCCCCCUCCCCAGGCGCCGAUUCGACAUUGCAGAUUUCUUAUGUUAAAGUUAUAUUAAAUAUCAGGGAAAACUGGUGAAAUGUAGAACCUUACAUUAUGCAACUCCUGUUUCCAGGUUUAACCAAUACAGAUAUGGGUAGCACAGACUAGCAAAAAACAGAUAUAAAAAAUAUAUAUAUAUGUAUAUGGUAUAUAAUGGCAGAUGGCGGGGUUUUGGUUACACAUAGGAAUAGGUGCCAAAGUCUGUCUCAAUGUGGAGGAAAACAAUUUAAAGUGAACCUGCCGGGAUAAGAGAUCCUUCUAAAUUUGGGCAUAUUACGGAGGCCCUAGUAAUUCUAGACCAGGUUUGGAGGGGUUAAAGCCUAGCCACGUACGUUAAUGAGUAUGGGUCCGCCAUGAGUCUUCUCAGCCAAUCAGCAGGACUGAGAGGGGUCACCUGACAAGCUCUCGCGCUGCAGCAGGCGGCUAUACCCUUCUAAGUGUUUAUAAGGCGGCUCAGCACAAUAGCGUUUGUGGCAGGCUUUUGUCUAUUCCCCACCUCCACCAGAAGGGGGCGGUGGUGAGGAUAUAAGGCCCUAAUUUAAAGGGAUCCUCCAGAUGGCCGGUUCCCUUCCUUGCCUCUAUCACAUGGUCUGCGGCCAUUUAAUAUUAUGCAAUAUAUUUCAGUGGAGGAUACCGCCUCUCCACUUCCUGGGGUUCACACUCUCCUGACUUACGGACAGGCUGCCCCAUCCCCCCCUUCAUUCUUGAAAUCUUAAAAAAAAAAAAAAAAAAUGGCUGCAGUACCGUCGUGAUGGCGGCUGCAUUGGAACAGAUUUGUGCAUGCCAAAGUCAAUGUUCUGCUCCUAUUCUCUGGAUUUUACAACAGACCUCCAUUAUCAAGUAUUACGUUCAGUCUAUUAUAAUGCAGGAAAUGUUUUUUUCUUUCUUUUUUUUUUAACACUAAGUGCUGCGGGCCAGGCUGCCGGGCGGGACGCACAGAUGCUGGGAACCAUAGGGACAGUCAUAGCACGGUGCGGGCUGCAGAGGAGCCCCCUCCCCCACUGUAGAACUAUAUACAUCCUAUUGGCGGAUACUUCUAUUCUUUGUGUUUAGGUUCCGUCUAUAAUACAUGUGGUUGUAAUUACAAAGACAAUUUGUAGGCGAGAAAUUAAUAAUUGCAAUUUAAAGCUGGGAAGAUGUUUCCCUUUUUAACGAAUUGCAGGACGGUCACGGGUUUUCUGAUGGUCCUGUAAUAAAUGGAAAAGUUAAAUGUUAUAUCGCAGGGGGCGUCCCGGUGCUCGGAGUGUGAUGCUGUAGACAUGAGGUCUGACGGCUAUCCCUCUGGAUUCCCGCCACAUGCAUGCUCAGCCGCCAAUACGGGGAAGGGAGAAAGCUGCUGCCGACUCUGACAGAGGCUUAUCUCCCUAAAACCAAAAGGAUCAGACGUGUUGAAAUCUAACUACCCGAUCCUCAUCUCCUCCGCCGUUUUGAAGCACCAUCCCCUACACAUUAGAUCAGGGAUGGCCAACCUGCAGCUCUCCAGCAGUUGCAAAACUACAGCUCCCACCUUGCCCUGCUGUAGGCAGUCUGGGCAUGCUGGGAGUUGUAGUUUUGCAACGGUUGGCCAUCCCUGCAUUAGAUGCUCAGGGUGGUCUUACAGGAACCCUGGUAUGUUUGUAUUGGGGAAUAAUACAGAUUCUAAAAUGGGCCCGCAUUAGUCCCCGAUUGAGAUCUCAAGUGGGAUCGGAUGAAGAAGGUUUGGAAUCCAGUCCCAAUUUUGGCAUCAAAUGCGCGAAUCGACCUCAUUGUUUCGGAUCUGCUUUUAUUCCAGAAACGGCGCUACUCUUGCUAUUAGGUCGUGUCUGGUAUCAUACCUCAAGUCCAUGGGAUAAGUGGCAGUACCAGACACCGCCUAUGUUCAACCGUGGUGCUAAUUCUAGGGACACAAAUAGCAAGAUCCUUUAAUCGUGGACAAUCCCUUGAAGCAGGGGGCGGCCAUUUUGAAUCUGUGUUGUAUAGGAACCUCUGUUCUCUGUAUUUGUGACUCAAUGCAUUUGUCCCCCUGGUUCCCAGUAUGAAUGACAAUCUGAUACAAUAGAAAACCAUACAGUGCGUCUCCCGCCUGCAGCCUGGACUGGGUCAGUAUCCGUAUAAAGCCGUGGUACAUUUCAUACUCCAGCCGUGGCCUGUUUUCAUUCUCCCAAUGCCUUGAGACAUGUACUGAAUGUAAAUGAAGGUGUUGUAAUCGCGUCUCUCUGUGACAAUAGCUCGAUACUAUCAACUGCCAAUGUUCUUUUUACCGUUUUUUUUUUUUUUUUUUUUUGCUAAGAGUUUUUUCAACUUACUGAUGUUUUCCAGUCUCUGUUUGGAAACUUUCAAUGACUUUUUUUGUACUGGGUGCAUUUGGUAUAAAUAUGCAGAGAGUUAUUUAUGGUUUCAUCGCAGAACGAUGCAAAGGGAAAGCGUCGUCUGAUCGAGAAUCAUUUACCUCAGAUAAUUCAACCAGCAACUAUGUUAUCUUAUGCAGUUUCUCAGUCCACAGGAUAAUCCGUUACCUCUGAUCUCUCGGCAAGCAAUCGUAAUGCAUCGGUCAGAACAGGUUGCUGCACUACUGUUUCUUCAUCAUUGCAAUUUUUUCAUUUUUUUUCUUUUUGUUUUUUUCCCUUCCCAUUUGUUUUGCGAGAACCUAUAGAAAUGCCCUGGUAAAAAAGUGAUUGUUAAAUAUUGUACAAAUAAACCAUGUAUGCUAUCCCCACCAAAAAAAAAAAAUGAAAAGAAAACUAAUAAAAAUGAAAAUACGACACUUAAA